Messenger RNA from Drosophila hydei, 1045 nucleotides. RefSeq lists its product as uncharacterized. The record is from RefSeq and is a predicted model, not a curated record. Lineage: Eukaryota; Metazoa; Arthropoda; Insecta; Diptera; Drosophilidae. The transcript has 2 exons. Bases 36 to 692 code for a protein of 218 amino acids.
UGUGCGGCACAGACCUCUCUCUCUCUCUCUCUGGCAUGGCUGUUCAACGAUUGUUUGUGCUGUUGCUGGCGCUCGUUUCGACGGGCUGUGCUCAAUAUCAACGCAAAAUCGGAGGUCUGAGACUAUUCUCAUGCAAUCGAGAGGUUCGGGCAAAGCCACUUAAUCUAACUGCCAUGUCGGGCUAUUGGUAUGAGGCAGCUCGCGUGCCUAAUAUGGAUGUUAUGAAGUGCCUGAAUGUCUCCGUGCCACCAACUGCGGAUAUAAAACUCAAGCUGUAUUUGGAAUACAUUAGCACAAUCCAUGAGGAAAUUCGAGCUGUCAAACAGACGGUGUCGUUUCCUUGGAAUAAUUUCACAAAGAACAGCAUAUUUCAGUUAAAUUAUAGAGCCAGGAAAAUGAACGUCACCGUCACCUACAAAGUGGUCUAUAGCGAUCCUCAGCUCAUGACUAUACUCUGUGGCUACUCGAGCAUUUCGCCUAUGCCACUCUUCAAGCUGCUGACGCGUCAGCGAAAGUUAGAUCAAAAUAUCAUCGACAUAAUUCAGGCGGAUGCCGAUAAGAUGGGCAUCGGCUCACAGAUAAUCUGGACAGAGCAGUCACCGGAUCGAUGCAAUGCUGCAGAUCACUUCACAGGAGAAGUUUCAACAAUAUUUCUAAUGAUUUUUCUACUGAGUUUGUUCAAGUGGAAUUAGUGUAUCAAAAGUUUCGAAUAUAUUGUAUAUUAUUACUACUACUACUAAUACUAUUAAUUAUGUUCUGAGUACUACUGCUGCUGUUACUACUGCUACAGCUCGUAGCAGUAGUAGCAACAACAGUAGAACUGAGCGUAGAAGUAAUAGUAUUAGUACUAGUUGCACGAAUAAUUAAUUGUUAACGGAGUUCGAAUCGCAUCAGUUGAAAGCCUCGCAAACAAAUCAAAUUUUCCGAAAUUGAAAUUUUCAAAAUAUAUUCUUUAGUUGUAAAAUAUAUUUAAGGAAAAACUGAACUUUCUUGUUAUCUUAAAUUGCAAAAUAUAAUAAUCGCAGCUCUCUACUAUACUAUACUA